AUGAUCAGCAAUUUACGACGAGCGAUUUCUACGGAGAGCAUAGGAAGUGCGUCUUCCACAUCGAUGCUGAUGAAUUACGGUGAUGACGAUCCUUCUGUGCAGAUCACUGUGAGCUACGAUAGGAACGAUCAGAUGUUCAAAACGCAACUGAGUAGAUUGUUCGAUCCACCACAAUGCGCAUCACUCUAUUUGAUAUUUUAUCUGCUACCCCAUCCGAAACCUCUGUGGCGAACUGAGGCGCGAUCGAUAUCAACUAAUCCCGUUGUUUUCGAACAAUACUUUCAUCAAUGUAUCCGUCACAAGGACGUUAAUAGGGUAGCCUUACUGAUCCAAUUAUAUGUCGAGAAAGAAUGCAUAAAUUUGGAAGGACAAUGUAGAAUACGCUUGCGUGAUGUUAUUUUACACCCUCCAUCAACGCUCUAUCUGACGCUUAAACGAGAUAAACAAGAUGUUGACGACGAGGAAUGUUCGCUGGGUGAAAUACAAUUCUCGUUGUUCUAUCAGAACGAUCGGCUUUCCAUUGUUAUCAUGAAGCUAAGAGCACUGCAACAAUGGAUAAACGAAGCAAUGGUGCGCGUUUAUGUGGUUCAAUCAAACGGUGGUCGAGUCAUCAAGAAACGAACGUCCGCUCAACCUGUUGAACAUCAGUGCACCGUUUUCAAUGAAUCUGUUUUUGUUAAUGUUUCCAAAUCAAAAAUUGAGCGUACAAGUAUUCGUUUGAGUGUGAUCGAAACAAGCCAAAUCGAUCCACGAAGUAUCGGUCACAUAACGAUCGGUCCGAAGAGGAGUGGCAAAGAAUUCGGCCAUUAUCAGCGAAUGAUGACCUCGCAAGACCGUCCUGUCUCGAUGUGGCACUGUAUCAAACCCAAAAAUAAACCCAUUUAA
Messenger RNA from Anisakis simplex (herring worm), 885 nucleotides. Lineage: Eukaryota; Metazoa; Nematoda; Chromadorea; Rhabditida; Anisakidae. The record is from the annotation of a GenBank genome assembly.